UUCAGCCUCCGAGCCAGCGACCAAACAGCAGCUCCAACUUCAGCGCACAUCGGAAAUACUGAGCAGGAAACGGGCUGCUGGAGGGACACCGACCGUUCACUGUCGCUUCACCUGCAGUGGGAUAAAAACACCUUCAGCGGGACAAAAGGCCCAGCAUGGCGGCCCCCUUCCCCCUCUGAACCCAGCCCACACUGGAGGUGAGAGAGCAGCAAAGAAGGGGCAGCUCGUCUUUGUCCUACCGGGGAGAGGACCAGAGCUUCAGUCUGUCUCUGAAGUCGUCCUGCUCUUAUCAGUGUCAGAGUAAACCUGCUGUCACAGAGCCAUGCUGGAGUGACUGAUCCAGUUCCCGUCGAUCCAGUGUGACCAGUGAGCGGCUUAAGGUGGACUGCAUCAUCAUGGAACAAUAGCAUUGGGAGUCAAAGCUCGACCUCUUUCUCCUCAUCCUCCUCCCCCCAUUUCUUUUUCUCUCGGACUCACUCUGUACUGAAAGCAUCCCCCUAACAAACACCCACCCACUCACUCAUGCAGGACCCUUCUGACCACUCCUCCCACGCAAGUCACGGUCCACUCCCACCGUCUCUCCAGCCAGUCAGGCGGUGAGCGGCUGGAAGCCGUGUAAUCCUCUGUGAAGUAUAGCGCCUAUACGGCCGCAUAUGCUCCCCUUUGUCAUGGCGGCUGUUGUUGUUGUGGAGGCCUCCCCCAGGAGAGCGCAGGACGGAGAACAGAAGGCAGCAUAAAGCUCACAAAGGCAGGAAGGGAGCUGGAGAGCGAGUGAGAGAAGGAGACGCUGCAGAUUGUUUGGCUGGAGGGGAGUGGACUUCACAGGGCAGCGGAUGGUGCUCAGUCGGUGUGAAACUCCAUAAUGUGGGGCUGGCACUAUCUCCCCAAACCAAACACAAAGUGGACCAACAGUCAACUCUGGAGAUACUUGCCACCUGCUGAGCAGCAGCGGGGAAUGCAGUGAAGACAAAGUGGACCAGAUUUUUUUUCUUUUCUUUUUUUUGUGUCUUCGUGUGGAAUAUUUUUCUCUUUUUGUUCUGUUUGGUGGUCUUUGUGAUUACAGCCUACCAAAAGUGCCUUUACCUGUGACUUUGCAUUGUCUUCGGACAUACUGAAGUUAAAUUUUUCACAGAUUAUCACUGACUUGACAUUUGUCGUGUGCUGCCAUUUUCUGGAUUAUAUGGGAAGUAAAAGGCUCAACGCCACCUCCCACUAAACCUGACAAUCAUCACCUGCUACGUCUGAGCAGCAACUCCUGUGAGCGCCAAGUAUCUCCACUGGACCCAUCCGAGCCGUCACCAUGUUCAGUAUUCAGUCCAAAUGGCGCUACCUUAUCAUGUUCCUGGGCAUCCAGCUGGUGGUGAUGGCGCUGCUGUCCCGAGAGGGAUACCAGAAGAGGGUCACUUACUUCAUACGCAUCUUCCGCAAGCCGGACGGCGGCGCUUUAUCAGGCCGCAACCACACCACACCCACUAUCAGUGGAGGGGACGUGUACGCAAACCUCUCCCACCUGCCCAAAGCUCACGGCCAUCGAGAUGAUAUGCCCUACUGUCCCAAGACGUCCCCUUUAAUAGGAGGGCCGAUCCACGUCAGCUUCCCGUCACGCCUCAGUCUGGCUGAGGUUGAGAGGAAGAAUCCGCUGGUGGUCCGCGGCGGACGAUACAGGCCGCCGGACUGUGUGGCGAGGCAUCGCACGGCCAUCAUCAUUCCCCACAGACACCGAGAGCACCACCUUAAGUUCCUGCUCUACUACCUGCAUCCCUUCCUGCAGCGGCAGCAGCUCACAUAUGGCAUUUACGUCAUCCACCAGGCUGGAAACUACACCUUUAACAGAGCCAAGCUGAUGAACGCUGGUUUCCGGGAGGCCAUGAAGGAGGAGGACUGGGACUGUCUCUUCUUCCAUGAUGUGGACCUCAUUCCAGAAGACGACCGGAAUACUUACGUCUGUGACUCGAACCCUAAGCACGCGGCCAUCGCCAUGGACAAGUUCGGCUACAAGCUUCCAUACAAGAUGUAUUUUGGAGGCGUGUCAGCUCUGACGCCCCUGCACUACCUUAAAAUGAAUGGUUUCCCCAACAAUUACUGGGGCUGGGGCGGCGAGGACGACGACAUUGGAGUCAGAGUCUCUCUGGCUGGGAUGUACAUCACUCGUCCUUCACUGAAGGUGGGCCGGUACAAGAUGAUCAAACACAAGCUGGACAAAGGCAACGACGUGAACCCAAAGAGGUUCAACAUGCUCGCUAAGACGCGUCAGACCUGGAGGACGGACGGGAUGAACACGGUGGAAUACGAGGUGAUCUCGCGGGAGUAUCUGCCCCUCUACACCAACAUCACCGUGAACAUCGGCACGGAGGCCGGCCUUCACCCGCCGCCCCGGACCCCCGCCCCUGCUCCCAAGGCUGAAGCUAAAGACGUCGCUGAAAAGCUCAAAGAGAAGUAGUCCUCGCUACUCUCACGUCAGACGGAUAAUCCUUUCAGUACAUGCUGUAUGAAGGUGUUGGGGGUUUUUUUUCUCUAGAUUUUUUUCUUCUUUCAGUUUUGUCGCCCGAGCUUCACUCCGCCUUGGGUGAUGAAACACCUAAAUCUAUGAAAGAUGGAUCAACAGGAACUGAAUCCUCAGCUCUUCUAAGUGACGUGCCGCUUCCUCCGGUCCUGCUCUAAUUUAUUCUUCCGAGGGAGCCGCAACCGAGAGAGGGGGGCGGGGCUAACAGUUGGACUCUAUGAGUUUAUAUAUCUGCAGCGCUGUGGUCGCUGGUUUAACCGUGUGAGGCCUUAGAAUCUAUUUUUUUGUCUCGUCUUUUCACUCGUACCUUACUCUACCGAGGAUGGUGGAUUUGAAGGAGCAGCAGUCGCACUGUGUCAAACUCUCAAAGCACCAAAGGGGUUUUCUGUGCUUCUGCCACAGUCAAGGCAAAGAAAGGAGUCUGUUCUCGCUUCUGCACACCUGUCUGUGAACACCUUCAGUUUACAAAGACAAACUGCAAGUGCUGCCCAUGACCUUUUUUUAAGUUUAUAGAUGAGUUUGUGGAAGUACAGCAGGAGUGAUUUCAUUCUGUAGAUGAAGUUGCAGCUCCUCUUUUUUUCCAGCCUUUUACAUCAUCUCCUUAAACUUCAGUACGUCUGCCGUCUUCUGAUUGAAUUCAUCUCUUCUGUGUCUGAUUUAAAUGAGGUUAAGCUUUGCAUCAAAAUGGAGUCUCUUUUUUUCUUUUCUCUGAUGCUUUAUAUGCAGUGAAUUUUGAUGUGACACUAAUUAUCCUCAAUCUGCACAAAUCUGGGAAAUUCAAUGGAACGAUGAACUUCAAUGGUCAAAUUUAUAAAGCUAAUCAAACAUUAGAAGAAAACUAAUCAAUAAUUAAUUCCAAUGAAAGAGGAAGAUAUUAGACGUAGUUUAUGUAAAUCCUGGUGUUUUUAAAAAUGGUUAAACCUUUGAGAAAACAACACAUCCAUGUGUAGUGUGGAAAAGGUUUCGAGGUGUUUAAAGAAAGGCUACACACUUUAGUGUAAUGCCAAUUUAAGCCACAAGAUGGAGCCGCAACCUUAAAAAGAACUUGUUGAUGGAGCUAAAUAGAAAUGUCAGAAGUUGAAAGAACAGCUUGUCGCACUUGCUGGUGAAAUGCUGCCCCCAGUGGUGAAAGGUGUAGUUACAUGUUGUAACUUUAAGGUGCCUUUAAACUAUUUUAAUUACUGAAACAAGAACACUGAAUGAUGGCCUUGUGGGAAAUUCAGUUUCCAGGUUUUUCCUGUAACAUUGAGUCAUUUUGGUACAAAUUAUUUGAGGAUCUUUGUGAAGAAACUGGCACUUGCUUUACUUAACCACAGAGAUAUCAGCAGCCACCCACUCAAACAGUGUUUAUACGAGGCAAGAAUGGACGGCAAAAAUGUUGUGUGUGGGGGGGGUGAAUUUAUUUUUGUAAUUUAAACUAAAUAAAUAAAUAAAAUGUGGUUUGAACAUGUAAUUCAAAUUCAAUUUUUAUGUAAUACAGAUUAUGUAGACAACAAAAUAAGGUGGACGGACAUUAGCUCAGUCUUGAUUAUAAUUGGUCAACUGGACGAACAGACAGAAUUGAAAAAACACUAAUGUAAGUUUGAAUGAUGCAUGCAGAAUAUUAUUAUUUUUUAACAAACCAUGCAGCAACACUGAAAUGGCUCAAAUGUAGAAAUGAACAAGAAAAGUGUUUAUUUUCUUGUUAAAUUAUGCCUUUAUUUUAUAAGUCAUCUUUUUGACCUACAUAUGCCUGAGUUUCUUCCACUGACAGAUCUGAGAGAGAGAGAGAGGGUGUGUGUGUGUGUGUUUGGGGGGGGGGUCGUCACCAGUGUGGCUGGUUGUAUUGACAAAAACCAAAGAGGAUGAUGAUGAUGGUGUGAAAAACUGUGAAAAAAAUAUAGUCCAAAUAUUUGUGUAACACUGUCGGCGCAGAAACACUACAGACCACACAGUAGUUUUUAGGUGUAGGACAGAGACUGUAUAUAAAAGAUGGCAGAGAUCUGUGGACUUACUGUUUCAUGUGACGGUCCAAAAUGAGCGGACCUCUGAGCAGCCACAGAACCAACAUGUACAUUUAUUAAAGUAAAAAUAAAAAAAUGUUUUUGAUGGAAAGGAUCGAUGUGAUGUCACAGUGGCUCCGUCCAUCAUUUAUAUACAGUCUAUUAUCUGCAGCGGGCUUCUGUACGGUGAGAUGAACAGGAAGCAGUCAGUCCCCUCGAUCAGCUCUACAUGUUAGUGUAGUCCCGUCUUUGGAGCCACCUGCUGGUCGUUAGAAAAGAUUGCCAUCUUUUAUAUACAGUGUGUGGACAGGAAUCAUUUUUGAUGAUUUUUGUUUUUUGGCUCGUAAAGACCUUCGUUUUGUUGUGUUCUGUGUUGUUUAAAGACUAUUACUUUACUAUGAAAUCAUAUUCAACCUUUGGCCUUACACACUCAUAUAAUAUCAUCUAUGUAUCUGUA
Messenger RNA from Oreochromis niloticus (Nile tilapia), 4942 nucleotides. Its product is annotated as beta-1,4-galactosyltransferase 3. Bases 1301 to 2440 code for a protein of 379 amino acids. Gene Ontology annotation, molecular function: galactosyltransferase activity. The record is from RefSeq and is a predicted model, not a curated record. NCBI's taxonomy places the organism in Eukaryota, Metazoa, Chordata, Actinopteri, Cichliformes, Cichlidae. Gene Ontology annotation, biological process: carbohydrate metabolic process. The transcript is spliced from 8 exons. Gene Ontology annotation, cellular component: Golgi apparatus.